Molecule: messenger RNA, 717 nt
Organism: Salpingoeca rosetta
Lineage: Eukaryota; Choanoflagellata; Craspedida; Salpingoecidae
Product: glutaredoxin
Exons: 6
Coding region: 48-530 (160 amino acids)
Source: RefSeq, a predicted model, not a curated record
UUUCGUGUAUUUUUCAGCACUCGACUUCCGCUGCAACAACCCACAAGAUGGCUAGCCUGCUUCUUCGUCACGCUGCACGCGCUGCAUUCAACGUUGCGCGGCCCCGCAUGGUGACCGCGCCGUUUGUGCGGUGUUACGCACUGGCACCUGAGGUGAAGCAACGCAUUGAUGACAUGGUGCAGAACAACAAGCUCUUUGUGUUUAUGAAGGGUACACCAGAGGCGCCCAUGUGCGGCUUCAGCCGCGCCGUCGUUCAAGUGUUGGAGCUGCAUGGCAUGGACCCCUUGGACCUUCAGACAGCCAACGUGCUGGAAGAUGACAGCAUUCGCAACGGCAUCAAGGAGUACUCGGACUGGCCCACCAUCCCCCAAGUGUAUGUGAAUGGCGAGUUUGUUGGCGGCUGCGACCUCAUGAUCCAGAUGCACCAGUCAGGCGAGCUGGUUGACCUGCUGAAGGGCAUCGGACACACGUCCCCAUACGCAGAUGUACAGGGGGACGGCGGCAGCAGCACAGACGGCAACAAGGCAUAGGCACCACGUGUGCUGUCAUCACUGUUGCAUCCUCCCUUACAGACUCCCACAACCUCUACUCUUGUUCGUGCUCAGGUCUUGCACGUGUGUUUGUGAGUGCCAACAGCACGCGCGCACGUGCGUAUGUUUGGUGUAGUGUAUCCUAAGCUGGUGUCAGCGCUCAUACACAAUCCUUCUCUUCCAGACA